AUGUUCCAAGAAACCCCAUUGCAGGUCGUCCUUGACCUCGCAGAACUGAGAGCUAAUGCAGUAUUUUUCCGCUACCCAAAAGUCAUCUGCGACAAUACUACAACUACUGACACUUCCACUACUGACACUACCACCACUGACACUACAACCACUGAUAAAACUACUACUGUCACUACCUAUACUGACUCUACCACUACUGACACUACCACCACUGAUAAAACUACUACUGACACUACCACUACUGACACUACCACUACUGAUAAAACUACUACUGACACUACCACUACUGACACUACCACCACUGACACUAUUACUACUGACACUACCACUACUGACACUUCCACUACUGACACUACCCCUACUGACACUACCACCAACGAUAAAACUACUACUGACACUACCCCUACUGACACUACCACCAACGAUAAAACUACUUUAACCACUGCUAACAAUACCACUACUGACACUACAACUGACACUACCACCACCACUACUGACACUACCACUACUCACACUAUUAUUACUGACACUACCACCACUGACACUACCACUACUGACACUAGCACUACUGACACUACCACCACUGACACUAUCACUACCGAC
This is a messenger RNA of Haliotis rubra (blacklip abalone), 603 nucleotides long. Its product is annotated as cell wall protein DAN4-like. NCBI's taxonomy places the organism in Eukaryota, Metazoa, Mollusca, Gastropoda, Lepetellida, Haliotidae. The transcript is spliced from 3 exons. The annotation marks the transcript as partial. The record is from RefSeq and is a predicted model, not a curated record.